AUGGAUGAUGUCCUCGUAACAGGUGCAACGCCACAGGAACAUGAUACUCGUCUCCAUCAUGUUCUCCGGGUUCUUCAAGGAGCUGGGUUGAGGCUGAACAAGGACAAGUGCAAAAUUGUACAAGAGCAGGUGAAUUUCCUUGGCCAUCGACUUGGUAAGGACGGCAUUCACCCUGACCCUGCCAAAGUAGACGCGAUUCUGCAAAUGUCGCCGCCUACAACGAAGGAGGAAGUCAAACGUCUGAUGGGGAUAGUCAACUGGCUUUCUCGCUUCAUACCACAUGCAGCUUCUACUGCAGCACCGAUCAAUGACCUGAUGAAGGAUGACACAGAGUGGACUUGGGGCCCAGCACAACGCACCGCGUUUCGACAACUCAAAACUCUGCUAACAACAGCCCCAACACUUGCAUACCACGACCCCAGAAAGCCAACCAUGGUCAGUGCUGAUGCCAGCAGUUGUGGUGUCGGUGGUUGCAUCCUGCAGAAGCAAACCGAUGAGUCUUGGAAGCCUGUCGCAUAUUGCUCCCGAAGCCUGACACGUGCAGAACAACGCUAUGCACAAAUCGAAAAGGAGCUACUGGCUGCUGUCUGGUCGUGCGAGCGUUUCUACAUCUAUCUCCGAGGUCUCCAAGUGACGCUCCAGACAGACCACAAACCCCUUGUAUCGCUCAUCGACCAAAAGGACUUGUGUGAUGCACCCCUGCAUUGCCAACGACUUCUAAUGAGACUGAUGAAGUACAACUGCUAUGCGUGGCCGGCAACUGAUGCAAAGCUAGUUGAAAUUGCAGCAGCCGUCAGCCAUGACCGUACUCUGACUGCCGUCAUUUCUUUCGUCAAAGAUGGAUGGCCAAAGUACCAGAAAGAUGUUGAGCCAGAAUUGAGGCGAUUCUGGGAAGACCAGGACAAUAUCAGUCUAGUUGGGGGUAUCCUCACAUAUGGUGACCGCAUUGUGAUACUACAGAGCCUGAGACGACAGAAGUUGCAGAGAAUUCAUGAGGGUCAUCAGGGCAUCUCAAAAAGCCGACUCCGAGCCAAUCAAGCCCUGUGGUGGCCGGAGUUGCGUCACCUCCACACAACAACUGCCAAAUCCGUGAUCAACUUCAUGAAGGCAACAUUCGCGAGAUACGGCAUCCCUGACGUGGUGUUGACUGACAACGGUCCUCAGUUUCUCGGUGAAUUCGACCAAUUCGCUCGUGAGUACAACUUCCAACAUCUUACCUCAAGUCCCCACUACCCACAGGGCAAUGGACAAGCAGAGAAGGCUGUACACAUUGCUGAGAGACUGUUGAGUCAAGAUGAUCCAGUCCGUGCUCUUAUGAUGUACCGGUCCACUCCACUGCCUAGCCUUGGCCAGAGCCCAGCAAGUCUCCUGAUGGGAAGAGAGUCGCGCACCAAUCUUCCAACCCUGCCUUGCAAUCUUCAACCCAAACAGAUCAACUACGACAAGCUAAGAUCUGCAGACACUGUCAACAAGUCGAAGAGCGCAUGUAACUUCAACAGACGACAUGGUGCCAGAGACUUGGAUCCAUUAACACCUGGAGACAGAGUGAAGAUAUGA
Molecule: messenger RNA, 1557 nt
Organism: Acanthaster planci (crown-of-thorns starfish)
Lineage: Eukaryota; Metazoa; Echinodermata; Asteroidea; Valvatida; Acanthasteridae
Source: RefSeq, a predicted model, not a curated record